Mucor velutinosus is the source of this 2778-nucleotide messenger RNA. RefSeq lists its product as uncharacterized. NCBI's taxonomy places the organism in Eukaryota, Fungi, Mucoromycota, Mucoromycetes, Mucorales, Mucoraceae. The transcript is spliced from 7 exons. Bases 1 to 2778 code for a protein of 925 amino acids. The record is from RefSeq and is a predicted model, not a curated record.
AUGCCUGCACGACGAGUUUCAGGAAACUGCGAAAAGUGCCACAUGCCUUACAAUUCUGCUAGAGCAUUGAGGACCCACUAUGCAAACUCGACUUUUUGCGAGCCCAAGAAAGCAAGAACAGAAGACACUCCCUUAUCGAAUAGUCAAGAACGAUCCCAGGCAAGCAUGCAUUCACAAGACGAUACUCCAACGGCUACCGCAAGUAAUCAAGGAAAUCAGUCAUUACAGCAGCAUGCUGCAGAGCAAAGAAUAGAACUGCCAUCAAUUGAGUCCUUUUCAUACUACAGUAGCUUCACUCUUGAACAAAAGGAAGGCCUUCGACAUGUAUAUGAUCUUGACACCCUCUCUUACGCCACUGAUUUUAAUGAAAGUGAAUUGCUUUCAUUGAAGCUCCGUGACAUAUUCGACAAGUAUCCAGCAUCGAGAGAAAUGAGUCGUGAAAGUAUAUACUUUACAAAUACAAUCAUUAAGAAUAUAGCAGAGGCAGGAGGUGGCACUGAAAGAGGCAUUGUGUUUCCAAAGCUGAUUCAGUUCGAUACUCUAGAGGCGCGCAUGAGAAAGAAGACUGGCGUACAAGCAUUCAUCUACAAGGUCUGUCCUCAAGGCUGCAAAGUUUAUCCCAAGAACGAUACAUCAGUCCAAGGAGUGUGCAAUCACUGUGGAACUCCCAAAAGCGAAGCACAAAAUAUGAAGGUCUUGAGCAUCGGUGAUCAGCUAGCAAGAGUCUUGAGUGACAAGUCCAAACGAGAUGAGCUCAUGUCGUAUCGACGUAACUACCAACAUGAUCCACAUUUUUACCGAGACUACUUUGACGGUCAAGAGUACAUUAACUUUCAACAAAGACGGAAAAGACAUGGCACCAACGUAGAUGAGGAACCUAUUCUGCUUGCCUUGUAUGUCGACGGCUUCAAACCCCAAAGCAACUCUUUUGCUGGCGAUACCUUAACGCUAUUCCACGUUGUAAUUUUGUCAGCCCCUCCACACCUCAGUGAACAUGGCAUGCUGGUUCGAGUGAAUGGUGGUGAAGUUGCCCGAGUAAGCGUUCAUUUGGCAAUGGCGACAGGCGAUCUUGUAGAAGUAUCACAUUUGAUGUUGCAUGGAGGAGUCUCCAGUCAGUUUGGCUGUAUGAAGUGCCUCAUAGACACACAAGGAGGCCAAUGCUUUACUCGCACAAUCAGAAAUUUCCAAUACAGAACUCUCGAACAACUGAAAGCACCACUGCCUGUUGGCGUAAAACAUGUGUUUAACAUCAAAGGACCAUCCAUAUUUACCACUCUCAAGUCUUUUCCUGCCAACCCAUCGUUCUACGGUCUCGACACACUUCACCUACUGAGCAUUGGAUUAGCUAAGCAUUUGUACGAGCUCUUGUCUUCUCCAUUGCAUCCAUCCAAGUUUGAUAACCGAUACAAGCCCUCUAUCGAAGAACUGAAAGAAGCAAAGCUUGAUAAAGCAAGUGCCUGGCCUUACACCUUUGAUUUAGAUCCCAAAGUUCUGGCAAAGAUCGGUCAGUAUGUGGCUCAGUCAAAGAAGACCAUUCCAACUACCUUCAAUGCACCAUUCAACGACAUUUUUGCACCAGGAGGAGUUACCAACUACCGAGCAGUUGACUAUGAAGAGUUCAUGAUUUUCAUUGUUCCAGCCCUGAUAGCACCACACUAUCCUGACUCAAUCAGAAAACCUCUUCUGGGUAUCGUUAAAGUGGCAGCUUUGGUAUUGCAGAAGAAUGAAUUGCAUGCUUCAGACUUACAAUUCAUAGAAGCUAAGGUUAACGAUUGGCACAAACUGCUGAUCACUGAAAUCAAAACCAAACGCCUUCCUAUCAAGACCUUUCGACCAAACGCCCAUUAUUUAGGACACUUGACUUACAUGAUCAAAGCGCAAGGUUUACCGGCUUCGACUUCCAGUCGAUCUAUCGAAAGAUCCAUCGGCAGGUACAAACGCUUGAUAAGUGCUCGCACAAAUGUUGGUAUAAAUGCCGGAAACAUCAUUGAUCGUUUGGCAAUUAUGCGAGCCAUCAAGGCAUCUACAACUGGUGAUGGUACAGGCGAUGGUGAAGACAAACUGAAUGAUCUGGAUGCUCGAAUCAAUCUCUUAGUGCCUCGACGAUACGAUCCAACUACCUUCGUAAAUCUAAAGAAUGACAAUGGCAACGGAAGUCAGCUCUGGUAUCCAGUCAUCCACACAACGGUUUCAAGUAUCCCAACCUCCAUCAACGUCAACACACCUCUUUUUGUCAAGGCUAUACAGUCCUACUACGACCGGCAAUACUCAACUAAUGUUCUGCAGAAUGUCCAUAUCAAUGAUCAACUGGAUAUUGUCGUCUCUGGAAGUGCCUGGGCUUACAACUGCACUUAUCGUUCAGAAUACUAUCGCGAUCUCACCGGUGCUAAUUCUAGAGGAAGCCACUACAUCAUGGUAUGGGCAGAACACUUGAGUAACUCUCGUCGCAAGGUCAAAGCUUUCUAUGUAGGGGCUGUUAUUUUCAUGUUCAAGCUCGAAAUUGAGGGGAUUGGCGAUGAGUUGUUCUUGCUUAUUCGAUUAGGAAAGACUCAUGCUGUUGACGACAAAGACAAGACGAUGCCCAUAGUGGAGCUGGAUGAUGACCAGGAUUCAUCCGCAUAUCUGGUGUGCACAUUUGAGCAGGUCAUUUGCCAAGUUGGUCUGAUGCGUUUUAGCGAGAAUGACAAGAGAUAUAAAGUGAUAACGAAGGAAAAGGUUUUCCGGGCCUCGAUAGAGACUUAUAAACCUGGAAAAAACUCAUUUGUGCUACCUCAAUAA